This is a messenger RNA of Gossypium raimondii (Peruvian cotton), 507 nucleotides long. RefSeq lists its product as uncharacterized. The transcript has 2 exons. The record is from RefSeq and is a predicted model, not a curated record. Lineage: Eukaryota; Viridiplantae; Streptophyta; Magnoliopsida; Malvales; Malvaceae. The coding region runs from base 1 to 507 and encodes 168 amino acids.
AUGGCACCGUAUGGGGCAUUAUAUGGCUGUAGGUGUUGUACUCCUACCUGUUGGACUGAGUUGGGCGAGCGGCGAGUUCUGGGGUUAGAGUUGGUUUCUUAUACCGAAGAGAAGGUCUCACCAUGGAAAAAGUUACUGAGGUUUGGGAGGAAGGGUAAGCUUAGCCCUAAGUUCAUUGGGCAUUACCGUAUACUGAAGUGUGUGGGAUCGGUCGCCUAUCAACUUGAGUUGCCUCUAGAAUUAGACUGGAUUCACGAUGUGUUCCACGUCUCCAUGCUGAGAUGUUAUCGCUCUAAUCCCACACAUAUAGUACCAGUCAAGGAGAUCAAGGUUAGGCCAGAUCUGACCUUCGAGGAGGACCCAGUGCAGAUAUUGGAUCGUGGGGUUAAAGUAGUGAAAAAGAAAUCUAUUCCACUAGUUAAAGUGCUUUGGCGUAAUCAUAGUUCAAAAGAAGCCAUAUGGGAACCUGAGGAGGCAAUGCGUCGGCAAUACCCUCAUCUUUUCUAA